Molecule: messenger RNA, 2364 nt
Organism: Lasiosphaeria miniovina
Lineage: Eukaryota; Fungi; Ascomycota; Sordariomycetes; Sordariales; Lasiosphaeriaceae
Product: methyltransferase-like protein
Exons: 4
Coding region: 1-2364 (787 amino acids)
Biological process (GO): regulation of DNA-templated transcription; peptidyl-arginine N-methylation
Cellular component (GO): nucleus; cytosol
Source: RefSeq, a predicted model, not a curated record
AUGAGCACCGACGGGAGUCUCAACCCGGAGUCGGACAGCUUCGACUCGCAUCCGCCCUUCUACAUAGGCCAGCACAGCUCGACCCGCUCCGAGACACUUACAGAUACCCAGCAUAGCCAGGUUCUCGACCGCGGUUUCAACUUUGUCACAAGCCCAAUCACAAACCGCCACUUUUUUGAGCGUGUCGUAGCCUUGUACAAAGCCCAUCUCACAGAAAAGGAGCUGUGGAGCCGUUCACACACCACGGCCAAACCAAACCCGUCCUUGCCAGGCCCCGUUGUGCCAACUCUCACAGACGAGGACACGUCGUACUUCCCCUGCAGCUAUGUUGGCAGCAUUGUCGCAUACUCGAGUCCGUGGACCGACCUGUGCUCGUCUAACCCCGAUAUCUCGAGCAUUUCGCGCCAGGUGCUGAACAUCGAGGUGGCAUAUGCCAAUUUCUGCGGCGCCAGGAGCAUCAUAAUCCCCGGUCCUCGGCGGGAUGGCAGUGGCGGCGGCGUUGCCCUGUAUGCCCGUGCGAUCCAGGAGGCCCUGCAGGCCGCCGGCAGGACCAAUCUCAUCAUCCACAUGCCCAUGUACCGAGAACCUGGACUGGAGGAGAAGGCGGAAACGCUCACAUCGCUCUUCAAGGAGUCUAACGGACCAGAAGACGUUAACGCGGGCGAGAUCGACCUGUUCAGUGCUUGGGACUCUUGGAAUACCAUAAGACUGGUGUGCAACUACUCGACCCGGUUAUUUUACAUAGCUGUUCGCAUACCUCGGCGGUUGCCCGAGAAGGAACUUCAAGAGCGCUGGUUCGCAGAGCCGCUGCAUUAUUUGACAAUUGCGCAAAAGACGUUUCAGGAAAACCGAAACAGGCACCCGUCGCUGAGCAGACACCACCAAGAACUCAUCAAUCACUACAUGCGGCUCAAGAACGCUCCCUGGUUUAUCCUCAACGACGUUGGUCCCGCCAUAGAGAGCUUGGAAGAGUCUGCGGAUAAGAUGGUGACGGAUUUCCCGACCCUAACAGAGGCCAACCAGACCCUCAAGGAGUCUCGCAAGUCUCAAAUGCCAAACUUAAACGUCUUCGUGGCAUACCUCAGACACCUCGAGCGACAGCAGCCACCGUUCUCCAUCCUCGAGACGCCGACCCUGACAAGCUUCCAGGACUGGCUUCAGUCACCCCUGCAGCCGCUGUCGGACAACCUCGAGUCGGCAACAUACGAGAUGUUUGAGGGAGAUCCCGUCAAGUACGACCAGUACGAGCUGGCCAUCACCGAGGCCAUGGCGGAGUGGAAGGUCCUCAAGAAGCCCUCUGCCAUCGGGGCAGUUGACGCCAACGGCAACCCAGAGCUCGUCGUCGCGGUUGCCGGCGCCGGCCGAGGGCCCCUCGUCACCCGCGUGCUGCGGGCUGCCAAGAAGACUGGCACGUCGAUCCAGCUGUGGGCCGUCGAGAAGAACCAGAACGCCUACGUCUACCUCCUGAGACAGAACAAGCGGGUGUGGGACAACCAGGUAACCGUCGUCAAGACCGACAUGCGCGGAUGGGAGGGUCCGCAGCCCAAGGGGUACACGAACGUGCGGUGCAAGGUGGACAUCCUCGUGACGGAGCUGCUGGGGUCCUUUGGCGACAACGAGCUGUCGCCCGAGUGCCUCGACGGCAUCCAGGGGCACCUGGCCCAGCCGCACGGCAUCUCCAUCCCGCAGUCGUACACGGCGCACCUGAGCCCGAUCUCGACGCCGCGCAUCUUCGCCGACCUCAAGACGCGGACUGGCGGCGGCGACGCCAACGCCUUCGAGACGCCGUGGGUGGUGCGGCUGUUCGCCAUGGACUUUGUGGCGCAAAAGGUGCCCGGCCACGGGCGCUUCCAGCAGGCCUGGGAGUUUGUUCACCCGGUUGACGUGCUGCGGGCUGAUGAGUUCGCCGACGAGAACGGUGUCUCAGCCAAGUUCGCCACGGCUGGCGGCGGCAGCAUCGCCGGGUCGAGCGGCACAAACGACCACAACGCCCGCCACUGCCACCUGACGUUUGUGUGCCGCACGCGCGGCGUCAUCCACGGCCUGGCCGGCUUCUUCGAGUCGGUCCUGUACGCGCCCCAGAUCCCCGGCAAGCAGCCCGUCGAGAUCAGCAUCCUGCCUGACCAGAUCGACCGCAAGAGCAAGGACAUGAUCUCGUGGUUCCCCAUCUUCUUCCCGCUCAAGACCCCGCUGGAAUUCCCCCAGGAUACCGAGCUGGAGGUUAGCAUGUGGCGGCAGACGGACGACACCAAGGUCUGGUACGAGUGGAUGGUCGAGGUGUUUGCAUGGGCCGGGCCAAAAACCCGCAUGAAGUUCGGAACUACGGAGCUUCACAGCAGCCGCAAGAUUGCUUGUUUGAUGUAA